Molecule: messenger RNA, 738 nt
Organism: Colletotrichum chrysophilum
Lineage: Eukaryota; Fungi; Ascomycota; Sordariomycetes; Glomerellales; Glomerellaceae
Exons: 3
Coding region: 1-738 (245 amino acids)
Source: RefSeq, a predicted model, not a curated record
AUGAAGUUCCUCCCACUCUUCGUCACUCUUGCCACAACUGCAAACGCACAUUCAAUUUUCCAACGGCUAGCUGUUGACGGCGUAGACCAGGGCCAACUGAAGGGAGUUCGCGCGCCAGAAGACGACAGCCCGAUUACCAACCUCAACGAUGCCAACUUUGCCUGCAACAAGAACCUCGUCUUCUUAGAUAAGUCUGUCAUCGCGGUUCCCGCCGGCGCCAGCGUUGGUGCUUGGUGGGGACACGGCAUGGCUGAUGCGAUAGUUCCAGGCGACGUGGACCAUCCUAUUGCAGAAAGCCACAAAGGUCCCAUUAUGGCGUACCUUGCCAAGGUAGACAGUGCGGCGACAGCCUCACCUACUGGGCUGAGGUGGUUCAAGAUCGCAGAGAGCGGUCUUCAGAAUAACCGGUGGGCGAUUGAUGAUCUAAGGGCUGAUGAGGGGUGGUUCAACUUCACGAUGCCUUCGUGCGUUGCGUCUGGAGACUACCUCAUGAGAGUUGAGAUCAUCGCGUUGCACGAAGCAUUUGAGGCGAUGAAACAACCUCAAUUUUACAUGGAAUGUGCACAAAUUCAUGUCAAAGGAUCCGGUACGAAUAGGGGCGUAGACUUUGCCGAAUUCCCGGGGACAUAUCAGCUCGAGAAUCCAGGCCUUGUCUUCAACAUUUACGAUGAUAACGGUGGAUAUGAUCCUACUGGAAAGACAUAUUCGAUUCCUGGGCCCAAAGUUUUGAGUUGCUGA